GCGCCGCGACACAGCGGCCCACGCAAGCAGGGCUGCGCCCGGUUGGGGGGCGUACGUUGUUUCGACCGUGGGUCUGGGCCGGCUCGUGGGGCUGGGCUUUAGGCAGAACGGGUUGAAAAGGAAUAUAUUGCAUUUCAGCGCUUCCUGUCCCUUAGCAACUGUGCUAGGCGCUUUGUAUUUCUCAUCUCCAAGUGACCCUCCUCCACUCUCGAGGGUAGUAUUUAGUGUCACGAUGUUUGGGGAUCUGUUUGAAGAAGAUUAUUCCAGUGUGUCAAAUUAUCAGUAUGGAAACGAGAAAAAAUUAAAGACCAAGGUUUUGGAGCCACCGGCUCCUAGAGAAUUCACCAAUUUAAGCGGAAUUAGAAAUCAGGGUGGAACCUGUUACCUCAAUUCCCUUCUUCAGACUCUUCAUUUCACACCCGAAUUCAGAGAAGCCUUAUUUUCCCUUGGCCCAGAAGAGCUUGGUUCAUUCGAGGAUAAGGAUAAACCUGACGCAAAGGUUCGAAUCAUCCCUUUACAGUUACAGCGGAUGUUUGCUCAGCUUCUGCUCUUAGACCAGGAUGCAGCGUCCACCACGGACCUCACUGACAGCUUCGGGUGGACCAGCGAUGAGGAAAUGAGGCAGCAUGAUGUGCAAGAACUGAAUCGAAUUCUCUUUAGUGCUUUGGAAACUUCUUUAGUCGGGACAUCUGGCCAUGACCUCAUCAAUCGUCUGUAUCACGGGACCAUUGUUAACCAGGUUGUUUGUAAAGAAUGUAAGAAUGUCAGUGAAAAUCAGGAAGACUUCUUAGAUCUCACAGUAGCAGUCAAAAACGUAUCAGGUUUGGAAGAUGCACUCUGGAACAUGUAUGUAGAAGAGGAAGUUUUUGACUAUGACAACCUGUACCACUGUGGGACUUGUGACAGGCUGGUUAAAGCAGCCAAGUCGGCCAAAUUACGUAAGCUGCCUCCCUUUCUUACUGUUUCGUUGUUAAGAUUUAAUUUUGAUUUUGUGAAGCACGAACGAUACAAGGAAACUAGCUGUUACACGUUCCCUCUCCGGAUCAAUCUCAAGCCUUUUUGUGAGCAGAGUGAAUUGGAUGACUUGGAGUAUGUUUAUGACCUCUUUUCGGUUAUUAUCCACCAAGGUGGUUGCUAUGGAGGACAUUAUCACGUGUAUAUUAAAGAUGUCGAUCAUUUGGGAAACUGGCAAUUUCAAGAGGAAAAAAGUAAACCAGAUCUCCAGAAUAAAGAGGAGAUUGACGAUGACCCAUUGAUAAUUCUAAAAGCAAUCUUACUACAGGAGGAGAGUAAUCUGAUUCCUGUUGAUCAGCUGGGCCAGAAACUCUUGAAAAAGAUAGGAAUAUCUUGGAACAAGAAGUACAGAAAACAGUAUGGACCACUGCGAAAGUUCUUACAGCUUCAUUCUCAGAUAUUUCUGCUCAGUUCAGAUGAAAGUACAGUUAGUCUCUUGAAGAAUGGUUCUCUCCAGGCUGAGUCCGAUUUUCAAAAGAAGGAUCAACACCUUUUCCAGAUGCAUACUUCAGAAUCCCCAGGAUUAAAUGACAGAAACUCCUGUCCCCACUGGUUUGAUAUAAAUGAUUCCAAAGUCCAACCAAUCAAGGAAAAAGAUAUUGAACAGCAGUUUCAGGGUAAAGAAAGUGCCUACAUGUUGUUUUAUCGGAAAUCCCAGUUGCAGAGACCCCCUGAAGCUCGAGCCAAUCCAAGGUACGGGGUUCCAGGUCAUUUGCUGAAUGAAAUGGAUGCAGCCAACAUUGAACUGCAAAGAAAAAGGGCAGAAUGUGAUUCUGCAAACAAUAGUUUUGAAUUGCAUCUGCACCUGGGCCCUCAUUAUCAUUUCUUCAAUGGGGCUCUGCACCCGACAGUCUCUCAAGCAGAAAGCAUGUGGGAUUUCACCUUUGAUAAAAGAAAAACUUUAGGAGAUCUUCGACAGUCAAUACUGCAGCUGUUAGAAUUUUGGGAAGGAGAUCUGGUGCUUAGUGUGGCAAAGCUUGUUCCUGCAGGACUUCACGUUUAUCGGAUGCUGGAUGGAGAUAACCUGACACUGUGUGAAAUGGAAAUGGAGGAUGGGGAAGACAUCUUUGUAUGGAAUGGGGUGGAGGUUGGUGGCAUCCACAUUCCAACCGGUAGCGACUGUGAGCCUGUGCUCAUAAAUGUUCUUCAUCUCGCAGCAAGCAGCCAGGGGGAAAAGUGUCAGCAGUUGGUAGAGGCCCCACAUGUGUUCCCAUCCAAUGCAGAAGUGCGGGCUGUGCUCACAGCCUUGGCAAUGCCCGUAGCCGUCCUCUUCGUCAGCACCACCGACUCUGUCGGGGAAGAGAACUGGGCCGCCAUUCCCGAGGAAGAUCUGAAGAAGACGUUCAGAGAACGGGGCCUCGGGAACGGGAGCUCGGUUCUCGUUCAGGAGUCUAAAGAUGAUAAGAGUUUGCUGCUCAGACAAGGGAAAUGGUUCACUGGUGCGAGUGAGACCAGCUGGCUCCAAGUUCAAAAUUUAUGCGAGGUGGAGUCUGAGGAGAAGCAAGUUAAAAUAUCAGCAACUGUGAACACAGUGGUGUAUGAGAUUCGAAUUAAAGCCAUAAAGGAAUUAAAAUUAAUGAAGGAACUAGCUGAGAACAGCUGUUUGAGACCUAUUGGUAGAAACGGGAAGCUUCUCUGUCCAGUGCCAGACAGCUACACCGUGAAGGAAGCGGAGCUGAAGAUGGGCAGUUCAUUGGGACUGUGUCCUGGGAAAGCACCAACUCCCUCCCAGCUGUUCCUGUUUUUCACUGUGGGGAGUGAUGUUCAGCCUGGUACAGAGAUGGAGAUCAUCGUAGAAGAAACAACGUCUGCGAGAGAUUGUUUAAAGCUCAUGCUGGAGAAGUCUGGCCUACCAGGAGACACAUGGCAUUUACGGAAAAUGGAUUGGUGCUAUGAAGCGGGAGAGCCUUUAUGUGAAGAAGACGCAUCCCUGAAAGAACUUACGAUAUGUUCUGGAGAUACCUUGCUUUUAAUUGAAGGAAAACUUCCUCUUCCGGGUUUCCUGAAGGUGCCCAUCUGGUGGUACCAGCCUGGGGGUCCCUCCGGUCAUUGGAAGAGUCAUCAGGACCAGGUGGACGGUACCCCUUCUCCAAGUGGGGUCUGGACAGCUACUUCCACCCAAGGCGCUCCAGGUGACCUGUAUGCAGAGGCUUCCCUCCGCCACGUGGGGGACCUCGAGAUCUCAGAAGAGGCCACCUUGCUGGAGCUGAAGUCCCAGGCCAUGACCUUGUCCUCCUCUGAUUUCGUCAUCCCGUCCCCAGCCUUCCUUAGAGCCUGGACCUUGGAAAGUAAGCGCCCCAGCAGGCUUUUACGGACCAACCUGCAGCAACUCAAGGAGUAUAAACUGGGAAGGAAAACGGAGAUCUGUCUAGAGCCCCUUCAGAAGGAAGAAAACUUGGGGCCUCACGACGUGGUGCUGAGAACACAGAUGCGCAUCCCCGGCAAGAGGGCAUACGCCCCGCACGUGGACUUGGUGUGGGACACUGCCUGCGGCUGGACCGCCGGCUCCUUGAGGCAGCGCAUCGCCCACUUCUGCUCUCUUCCCUUGGAGAAAAUUGAAAUCGCCAAGUACUUCCCCGAAAAGUUCGAGUGGCUUCCAGUCUCCAGCUGGAACCAGCAAAUUACCAAGAGGAAGAAGAAGAAAAAGCAAGAUAAUUUGCAGGGAGCACCUUAUUACUUGAAAGAUGGAGACACUGUUGGUAUCAAGAAUCUCCUGGUUGAGGAUGAUGAAGAUUUCAGUACCGUCAGAGAUGACCUGGGAAAAGAGACACAGAAGCAGCUCGCUCUGGGAAAACAGAAAAGCCAAGAAACCCUCCGUGUGCAGAGCAGUGACGUCUUCUCUGGUGUCAAGAUGCCUGCCCGGCCCCGUGCACCAGAAGCGUCUCUUUCCAUCCACGUCGGGAGUUUCAGAUAGUGCGGGCAGCCAGCGACGUCCCCGUGGCCUCCGCACCCCAGCGGUGCCGGUACUGGCGGGUGGUGGGCAUGGGCGCGCUGCUCCCCCCACAGCUCACCGGGUGCGGCCGUGUGCGCACGCGUGUGGUUUUCCGCCUCCUGAGGAUGGGAUUCCAGACCCUCCGUUUAUCACGGGCAGAGGGACGUUCCAUCCCCGGCCAGACAAGUGCGCUUUAUCACGUGGCCGAGCUGCACCCCCACCUGGGGGGCUUGCACAGACCUGGCGGUGUCCCACAGCGGCUGGUCACACGCUGCCCUGGCACCACACCUGACCCCGGCUGCCAUCUGUAUGAGAAAGUUCACCCGUUCCCCGUUAACUGCAGGCACGGAUAAAGCGGCACGUCGCUACCCUCCGACGGGUCCGCCGUCUGAAGCACUCACGUUCUUCUGUCUUCACGGUUCAGACGAGGUUGCCCCCGCGUCCACGAGGAUUCUGACAGCUCAGCUCACGCCGACGGGCUGGCCAGGCUCACGCUGGGACACAAAGGGUGUUUCUGGCCCCCACGCGGAACGUGAUCCCCCCUUUGACCGGAGUUAAAACCGAUUCUAAAGCGUUAGCUCUCUUUCCAGGAUGAGGAAGACAGGGUGGCCUCUCGGGCUCGGUGGACGCUGCUGAAGAGAAGGAAGCCUCGGGUGUGGCCACACCAGUGGCAGCUCGGCAGCCCUGAGGUGCCCUCCGCCCCGUGUCGUCCGUGAUCAGAGCCUUCUUGCUGCUGCUGCUGCGAACGCCGGAGCCUCUGUGUGUCCGGAAGCCUGGCCGCGGCAGACGGGCCUGGCGUGGGCUGAUGGUCCCGAGUGUCCUCAAAACAGAAAACCUAAACCAGGAUUCUGUUCCUUCUAAUUAAGCUUGGCUAAUAAAGACCUCAGCGGUAUCUGUGACAGACCUACAUCUGUCCCCGAGCCCGUUGACCAGGACACUGGGAUGGUGCACGCAGAUUCCAGCUGGGCCGGAGCACGGUUCCCGAGAAGGUAACGUGCUCUCUUACCUCAGAUGAGGCUUUGCGGCAGCUCUCGUCGCGAGGCCAUCGCCUCCCCUCCCCGCCGCUGCCGACACCGCACUCGGUGGCGGGAGGUGGCCGGAGGACAGGUGCGGGCCAGCGUCCCAGCCGCGGCAUGAGCCGUGUGUCCACAGAGCUGGCUGCUUCCGAGCGGCCUGGCCCCGCCCUGCUCCUAGCACGGUCCCAGCCGCCGUGGGAGACCUGGGCCUCCGUGCACGUGUCUGGCGUCGGGCCCCGGGUCGCAUCCCCGUUUGGACUAAAGCGGUGGCGCCGUGAGAAGCCAGACCUGGACCGCAGGCUGCUCUCGGGCCCCAGGGGCUAGAUCUGCCCGAGGGUGUAGACGGGCUCCACGGAUGCACCUUGCGCGGCCACCAACGCUAGACGCGAGGGGGGCCGUGGCUGGAAGCCCACCCCUCGGCGUAGAAGCUGUUCCGUUCACACGAGCUCCGUGGUCGGUCCCUUCGUGGUAAGGUCAUAAAAUGGUGACGUAAUAACUAAAGAGCUUGGCUGUGGAGAAGCCCGAGCCCUCGCCAGACGGUGCCUUCGUGGGCCCGCGGUGAGCCUGCCUGCCUUCUGUCCAUCCAUCCACAUGUGGGUGGAGUGGGGCCCCGGGGGGGCUGUGAGACCCUGUUCAAUAAACCAUUCUUCACUGUCGUCUCCACAUCUGAUGUGCACCUGUUGUUUCCUGCCCCAGCCGCUUUUGUUCCCAAACCCACUUCAGAGGCUAAAUAAACGUUUAUAUUUAGAAA
Messenger RNA from Acinonyx jubatus (cheetah), 5713 nucleotides. RefSeq names its product ubiquitin specific peptidase 40 (gene USP40). The transcript has 33 exons. Gene Ontology annotation, biological process: protein deubiquitination. Gene Ontology annotation, cellular component: cytosol; nucleus. Lineage: Eukaryota; Metazoa; Chordata; Mammalia; Carnivora; Felidae. Gene Ontology annotation, molecular function: cysteine-type endopeptidase activity; cysteine-type deubiquitinase activity. The coding region runs from base 233 to 3928 and encodes 1231 amino acids. The record is from RefSeq and is a predicted model, not a curated record.